GCAAUAAUGAUAAUUGUUGCAGAGCGUUGUAUGCUCUACAAAGGGUUGUACCUUUAUGUUUCAGGUCUUUGUCUGUACUCGUUAUAUAUACAGAUAAGAAUACUCACAUAUCUCUGUAAUAGCUAGCAAACCGACCUCUGAAGAAAGUACCACAUCCAGCAGCAAUUCAACUAAAAUAGAAAUGGCAACACAAUACGACUGCUCGAGGAAGAGCCAAAGGUGCGACGCAUGCCGCACAAUGGCAUCAAGAGUGUCCGCCUCGGUCCCCAUCUCCGACCUCAUCUGCGGACCAGGCAUCUACCCUCUCAUAAUUGAAUGCCAAGGCAAAGGCACAAAGGACCAGCUCAUGGAGUUGACUAACCGUCUCCAAUCCGCCCUCCGAGGCACCACAGCAGGCCCCAUCCGCAUCGCUGCCCGUCGCGCCCCCGUGGGCAGGAACCCACCGGGAAAAUGGCACGAUUUCACAGGGAGCAAUGGGGCUGCGUACAAAGCGAGCAAGGCGCUCAAGCGCGCGCCUCGUCUAAUCGGCUUGCUUGACCCAGAGCAGGUGCUGGAGCAGUUCCCUGAGAAGCGACAGGUGUGGCAGGACCGUGUUGGGACGGCACGGGAAAUCAAGAUCCUCGUGGACUUUACGACGACGGUGGCGAGCAAGGGCGACUUUGAGCAGGUUGUGACGAGGGCCUGUGGGGAUAUCUAUCCCGUUGGGAGGAUAGUGCAUCCGGACGCUUCGGGGCACGCCAGUCUGCAUCGGCUUCAGUGGUUUGCGAUGGCUUGUCCGGAAGAGGAGGAGAAGGGAAAGCCGGUUGUGACUAUCACGAAAGCUGGUUAUGUUAGGAGAAAGCAGAAGUGAUUGCACUUUGGAGGUAUCAAAGUAUAUAUAUAGCAGUGCUUUAUUUCAACCGCUGUCCAUUCCUAUGCGCAUCGUUUAGGUAACCAAUAUACAAUGUAUACAAUACCCCUUCAACUAUGUAUUAAGGAUGAGACGCUGUUCUCGGGUAUGAAAGGGAGAAACUCUUGCCACUGUAGUGUAUGAUUAUCGUGCCUUGUUUGUUGGUCUUGAAGGUUAAAACAGGGCACUUCGUUAAUAAAUACCUUCGUGUGUCCUAAGUAUAUAUCGUUUGGUGAAGUCAACACAGCAUGGUAUGUUUCUCUGCUGUACGCUAAAUCAAUAAUAUCCCAAACAGCCCCUUAACAUACCUUCCGUGUAUGCAAG
Messenger RNA from Aspergillus versicolor CBS 583.65, 1213 nucleotides. RefSeq lists its product as uncharacterized. The transcript has a single exon. Bases 182 to 850 code for a protein of 222 amino acids. The record is from RefSeq and is a predicted model, not a curated record. NCBI's taxonomy places the organism in Eukaryota, Fungi, Ascomycota, Eurotiomycetes, Eurotiales, Aspergillaceae.